Messenger RNA from Acanthosepion pharaonis, 639 nucleotides. The record is from the annotation of a GenBank genome assembly. Lineage: Eukaryota; Metazoa; Mollusca; Cephalopoda; Sepiida; Sepiidae.
AUGAAUAAAUCCUCUCGACUAUUCACAGCUAGUGAGAUAUAUCUAUUAAUUUAUUCAUAUCUAUCUAUCUAUCUAUCUAUCUAUCUAUCUAUCUAUCUAUCUAUCUAUCUAUCUAAGUUUAUUCAUAUCUAUCUAUCUAUCUAUCUAUCUAUCUAUCUAUCUAAUCUAUUUAUUUAUUUAUAUCUAUCUAUCUAUCUAUCUAUCUAUCUAUCUAUCUAUCUAUCUAUCUAUCUAUCAACAGAAGACGCAUACAUAAAAAGACACCAAUGUAGUGUUUUUAAUCUCUAUAUUUUUCUUUUUUUUUCAUUCGUUCUUUCUUUUUUCCAUCUAUCUAUCUAUCUAUCUAUCUAUCUAUCUAUCUAUCUAUCUCACCCUAUUAAUAUCUACCUUGCUCUGUUAAUAUCUAAGGGAAUUAAUCUAUCUAUCUAUCUAUCUAUCUAUCUAUCUAUCUAUCUAUCUAUCUAUCUAUCUAUAUAUGUAUGUAUGUCUGUAUCUAUCUAUCUAUCUAUCUAUCUAUCUAUCUAUCUAUCUAUAUCUAUCUAUCUAUCUGUAAGGGCUGCUGAAAAAGUUCUCAAACAAGAAGGGUUCUCCCGCCAAAUUCAGCUGUUGAGGGUUACUUUCCCAGGUUUGAAGAUGUGA